AUGUCAGCCAAUCCCUUUCAAAACCUAGGGAAGAAUAUCAUAUACGUCUCCAUCGGAGCUGUUGCCUCUGUUCUCGUGGUGAAGGGCGUAGUUAAGGCAAGGAGAGAGGCCAAGUACUCAUCCACAGGAAUGGCAUCGUCGGAUAGCAGUAAGCAGUCGGCUGCAUACUAUGAUAAUUUAGCUCACGUUAAACCCGGCUUCCCACUUCCCAAUAGCGAGCAAGGAGAGGAUGAAAGACAAAGAAAGAGUGAAUUUGAAGGUCCAGGAAUGAGUGUUUUAAGUAGGAGAUCUGGAGACAGGCUAGGACUCUUCAACUGGGGGAAAGAUAAAUGA
This is a messenger RNA of Torulaspora delbrueckii, 333 nucleotides long. RefSeq names its product Coi1p (gene COI1). The transcript is spliced from 2 exons. NCBI's taxonomy places the organism in Eukaryota, Fungi, Ascomycota, Saccharomycetes, Saccharomycetales, Saccharomycetaceae. Bases 1 to 333 code for a protein of 110 amino acids. The record is from RefSeq and is a predicted model, not a curated record.